AAGUUGGGGUUUUUAACCGUACCAGUCCCGACGAACAGUAACCCUCGAUCCCUUUCUCCGUUUCGACCAAAAUUUAGGGUUUUUCCAUUUUUCUCUUUUUGCUUAAACUACGUCAAAUUAGAGUUUUUUUUUCUUCCCUCCCGGGGGUUCGUCAUUCACCGAAGUGGGUGCAAAAAUAAUCUCGAAUUUGGCCUCUUUUCACGCACCGUUCCGUUUCGUUUUGUCUCGUCCCGUCAAAAUCUUCUGGGAUUUCGGUUUGGUCCAUGAAUUCGAAUUGGGUUCUUCAGUUCAUCUGAAAAUUUCUGGUCUUUUCUUCGAGACCCAGUUACCUCCGGAGCUCGUUGAUGGUGUAAUUGCAACACAAAAGGGAGUGUCCGAAACUGUGCUUUGGGUUUCUGUUGCGGAGUCUUCGGUUUCUUUUCGAAUUGAAUUUUAGUCUCAGAGAAGAGGAAGAGGAAGAAGAAAAGGAGAUGAUUGCGGAGAAACCCAGUUGGGUGAGGCAUGAAGGUUCGCCGAUAUUCUCCAUUGAUGUUCAGCCCGGUGGUCAAAGGAUAGCCACCGGAGGUGGUGACCACAAGGUCCGGAUAUGGAACAUGAAGUCUGUCGACACAGAUUUACAAAAACAUGACCCAAAUCAGAGGAUUCUUGCAACUCUCCGUGACCACUUUGGGUCGGUCAACUGUGUUAGGUGGGCUAAGCAUGGUAGAUUUGUGGCAUCGGGUUCUGAUGAUCAAGUGAUCCUAAUCCACGAGAGGAAGCCCGGUUCAGGAAUCAGUGAGUUUGGCAGUGGAGAACCCCCUGAUGUUGAGAACUGGAAAGUUGUAAUGACUUUGAGGGGACACACUGCUGAUGUGGUGGAUCUUAAUUGGUCUCCUGAUGAUUCAAUGCUCGCUAGUGGGAGUUUGGACAAUACGGUCCAUAUAUGGAAUAUGAGCAGUGGUAUUUGCAUAACUGUUCUUAGGGGACACUCAAGCUUGGUUAAAGGAGUCACCUGGGAUCCAAUUGGCUCAUUUGUUGCGAGUCAAUCAGAUGAUAAAACUGUCAUAAUAUGGAGAACAAGUGACUGGAGCCUUGCGCAUAGAACAGAGGGUCACUGGUCAAAAUCGCUUGGAUCCACGUUUUUCAGGCGCCUUGGGUGGUCCCCAUGUGGACAUUUCAUUACUACCACUCACGGGUUUCAGAAGCCAAGGCAUUCUGCUCCUGUUCUAGAGAGAGGGGAAUGGGCUGCGACGUUUGAUUUCUUGGGGCAUAAUGCUCCAAUCAUUGUGGUGAAGUUUAAUCAUUCAAUGUUCAGAAGAUCCAUGUCUGGUGCACAAGAUGCAAAACAAGUCGGGUGGAGCAAUGGGGCUUCCAAGAUAGGAGGGAAAGAUUCACAGCCGUACAAUGUUAUCGCGAUAGGGAGUCAAGACCGUACUAUAACUGUAUGGACAACUGCAAGUCCACGCCCUCUUUUUGUUGCGAAGCAUUUCUUCAGCCAAAGCGUUGUAGAUCUAUCAUGGAGUCCUGAUGGGUAUUCGCUUUUCGCGUGUUCCUUGGAUGGAACAGUGGCAAUGUUUCAAUUUGACACAAAGGAACUGGGCCACAGGCUAACUGAUGCUGAGCUCGAUGAAUUAAAGAAAAGCCGGUAUGGAGAUAUCAGGGGCCGGCAGGCAAACUUGGCAGAGAGCCCAGCCCAGUUAUUACUUGAAGUAGCUUCAGCAAGGCAAAAUAAUGGUAAGAAGGCAGUAUCAGACGUUAAGCAAAACCAAAUGACAACAAAACCUUCUACCAAUGCAGAUAGUACAGUGAAGGUUCGUAAAUCUCAAGUUGAAGAUCGAAAUAAGACCGCAGAAACUACUGGUGACGCAUUAGACAAAGCUGCAACCUCAACUCGGGUAUCUAGUCCUGUGAAGCAGAAAGAAUAUAGGAGGCCCGACGGAAGGAAGAGGAUCAUUCCUGAAGCUGUUGGAGUCCCUCAGCAGGAGAAUAAUAUUAUGAUUAGCGGGCAGUCUCAAAAUUUUCCGCUUGUGUCAUCUGAUCUUAAUAAGGGAGAUAGCGGAAAUUUUGCUGCUGAGACCGGCAAUAGGGAUCCAUCCAUAAAGGGAGUGGUGGGCAGGAACUCUGAUCUUAAAAAGCGUUCAGGGGUUACUGCUCGGGCUACUGUUACUGAGAGCCUUGUUAUCGAAAAGGUUUCUGAAACCGCUGGUAGAGAUGGAGGUAUAAAUGUCGAACAAUCAACCGGUAUGAAGGGAUCUGGCUCAGAUCUGUUCAUUAGGGUGUUCGACAGGAAAGAAGGGGAAGAUGUGGUACCUGUUUGCUUGGAAGCUCAUCCACGGGAGCAUGCUGUAGACAUUUUUGGUGCUGGAAGUACAUCAAUGAUGAAGGAAACCGAAAUUCUCUGCACAAAAUUAGGCCAAACUAUUUGGUCUGAUCGGAUUUUGGGGGAAGUCACAGUCUUAGCCGGGAAUCCAAAUUUUUGGGCUGUUGGGUGCGAAGAUGGAAGCCUGCAGGUCUAUUCAAAGUGUGGAAGACGUGCUAUGCCUACUAUGAUGACGGGAUCUGCUGCAACAUUUAUAGAUUGCGACGAUAGCUGGAAGUUGCUACUGGUAACAAGAAAAGGAUCUUUAUAUGUGUGGGAUCUAUUUAAUAAGAAAUGUCUCCUACAAGACUCGCUAUCAUCUUUAAUAUCUUCUGAUGUCAGACCAUCUUCCAAAGUUGAAGGCAUGAUAAAAGUGAUAUCUGCAAAACUAUCCAAAUCUGGUUCUCCACUUGUUGUUCUAGCCACCCGUCAUGCCUUCCUCUUCGACAUGAGUCUAAUGUGUUGGCUGAGAGUGGCUGAUGACUGUUUCCCCGCCUCAAAUUACAGUAGCUCCUGGAAUUUGGGUUCUGCUCAGUGUGGAGAGCUUGCUGGUUUGCAGGUUGACGUCAGGAAGUACAUGGCUAGAAAACCUGGAUGGAACAGGAUAACUGAUGAUGGGAUGCAAACCCGUGCACAUUUGGAAUCUCAACUCGCUUCCUCCCUCGUUUUGAAGUCCCCGAACGAGUAUCGUCAGUGCCUUUUGGCUUACGUGAGGUUUCUAGCCAGAGAGGCUGAUGAAUCGAGACUAAGGGAAGUAUGCGAAAGCUUUCUCGGACCUCCAACUGGAAUGUGUGAAGCAUUAUCCUCCAGCACGAACGUGUCGUGGGAUCCCUUUGUUCUGGGCAUGAAGAAGCAUAAGUUAUUACGAGACGACAUUCUUCCUGCAAUGGCAUCAAACAGAAAGGUCCAGCGUCUGCUCCAUGAGUUCAUGGACCUCGUUUCCGAGUAUGAAAACUCGGAAACAAACACCGAGACAAAGAACCUGAAAUCUUCCGCGACCACUGAUCCAAUGGACUCGGAUCCUCCAGACAUGACAACAGCUACUAAUAACCAAGAUUCUGCAACUCCAAUGGCCAUAGACAAUGGCAAUCCUGUUCCUGUCGGAAACUCUGAGGUCGGGGAUGCGAGAAAAGACGGGAAAACGGGUUUGGGAGAUCGAGAUAAGCAAGACCCGGAUUCUGGAAACCCUGGUUCUUGAUUUUCUCUGUGUUUUACUGUAAAUCGGAUUCAUGGAUGUUGUAAAGGCCUAAUCUUUACCAGGAGACCAGAGGAAACUGAUGAUUCUCAAGUAGUUUCUCAGUUUAACCGUUUCUUUUUAGUGUCUUCGGCUGAUGUAACAGAGAAUGCUGGGAGUUAAGCCGGUUUAGGAUUCAGUGACCGGUCCGGUUUAGAGUUGGUAUUGUAUUUGAACGUAAUGGGAGCCGGUUCAGUAGGGCUGAGACCGGUAUUCCAAAGUUUAAACCGACUUGUUCAUUAUUGUCCUGAUUGUUGUACCUAAUCGCCAAUCGGGUUGUCUACCAAA
This is a messenger RNA of Tarenaya hassleriana, 3860 nucleotides long. Its product is annotated as protein HIRA. The transcript is spliced from 10 exons. The record is from RefSeq and is a predicted model, not a curated record. Gene Ontology annotation, molecular function: nucleosome binding; protein binding. NCBI's taxonomy places the organism in Eukaryota, Viridiplantae, Streptophyta, Magnoliopsida, Brassicales, Cleomaceae. The coding region runs from base 471 to 3536 and encodes 1021 amino acids. Gene Ontology annotation, biological process: regulation of DNA-templated transcription; DNA-templated transcription; chromatin remodeling. Gene Ontology annotation, cellular component: HIR complex; nucleus.